AUGACCACAAGCAAUAUGGAUCCUCAGAACACUGCUUCGGGGCAUGCCCAGCAAGCUCGUCCGGCCCCAACUUACGAUCCAAGUCAUGGUGGCCAUUAUGGCGCCUGCGCAACUCUGGCUUCGCAAGGAUAUGCCCCAGCUGAGCUCUACACCGGUCCAUGGGCAAACGUCCACCAAGGUCUUACCGGACAGUACAAAGACAUCCUAACUACGUACUGGCAGCAAACAAUCAGCCAUCUCGAGAGCGACAGACACGAGUUUAAAAUCCACCAGCUUCCUCUGGCGCGAAUCAAGAAGGUCAUGAAGGCGGACCCAGAGGUGAAGAUGAUAUCGGCAGAGGCCCCCAUCCUCUUCGCAAAAGGAUGCGAUAUCUUCAUUACUGAGUUAACUAUGCGAGCUUGGAUACAUGCAGAAGAGAACAAGCGUCGUACCCUUCAGAGAUCGGAUAUCGCCUCUGCCCUGGCAAAGUCUGACAUGUUUGAUUUUUUGAUUGACAUUGUGCCCCGGGAAGAAGCCUCAUCCCAUGCCAAGAGAACAACUGCGCAACCCACAGCCCCUCCACAAGCUGUUCCGUCCGCGAGUGGCCAGCCUCAGAUACCUGGACAAAUCCCACAACCAGGCCACUCCUCAGCACACCAACUUGGUCCUGGUGACUACAUGGCCGGACAUGCUCUAGGGACUGACCAGGAUUAUCGACAAAAUCCUGCCAUGUACCCUGGCCAGGCUACCACAUAUGGUCAAGGGCAACCCACAGGCAUGUAUGGUGAGAUGGAAGGCAUGUACUCUUAUCCAGCUAUGCAGGCUCAACAGGCCCCCAUGCCAUCUGAGGAGUUUGAGUAA
Clonostachys rhizophaga is the source of this 840-nucleotide messenger RNA. NCBI's taxonomy places the organism in Eukaryota, Fungi, Ascomycota, Sordariomycetes, Hypocreales, Bionectriaceae. The record is from the annotation of a GenBank genome assembly.